Notechis scutatus (mainland tiger snake) is the source of this 3279-nucleotide messenger RNA. The record is from RefSeq and is a predicted model, not a curated record. Lineage: Eukaryota; Metazoa; Chordata; Lepidosauria; Squamata; Elapidae.
UGAAAGAAAAAGAAAAAGCCGAAGGAACCUGGGACAGGUAAAACGGCAGCUCCCCUCUUUGAACCCGGGCAUCCAAGGAAGAUGGCCGGGGAGUUUCCUGUGGACCUGCGCACCUGGCGGAAAGAGGGGGGCCAAGACAAGCCACCCCCUUCGCACGGAGACCCUCCUCUCGUCCCCUCGGCGGGCCACCAGGCGCCCCGCUGGGGGGCUACGACCGCGGGAGGAGCCACGGUGCCCCGGGAACCCGUAGCCAGGGAGGCUUCGCUGGGUCAGCCUGGACCCCGGCCCAGGACUCAAGACGCGGCUGCGACCCCCAAAGGUGGGCUGCCCGAGGAAAAGAAGCCCGAGAUGUAUUUACCUCUGAGGAAACGCCGUUACGCCAUGGAGGGAGCGAACGAGGACGCGCCGGGACCUCUGGCGGGCAAGGUGCCCAAGACGGAGAGUGAGCUGGAGGGGAAUGGAUCCCAGUCGCCCCACUGCAACGGCUACCGCCUCCCUUGUUAUGUCUCCAUGCCCUACCCCAGGGUAUCGGUGUCCUAUUAUUCAGGUCUGGCCAGCCCAUUUUUGAAUCCAGAACUCCCUUCCCUUUUGCAACCUUUGACCAGACCGUCCCUGCUGGGAAUCCUGCCUUCUUACCCAGAAUUCAUUCAUUCAUUGAUGCCCCCUGCAGAAACCCAGCUGGCUUUGGACAUUGCCACGGCAACGCAGCAAGAUGAAGAUGGAGACACCGGGUGCCGUUACCCAGAAAUGACCCGGAAAGAAAGAAAGAAAGAAAGAAAGAAAGAAAGAAAUAUUAAUAAUUCCAUGUAUUCUCUGGCGGUGAUCAAUCCCUUUUCUUACCCCCCCUUCCAGACUCCUUUACACUUGGCAGUUAUCAUAGCUCAGCCUUCCCUGGUGAAACUCCUACUGUCUCACGGAGCAUCUCCCAUGGUGCUGGACCGGCAUGGACAAUCUGCUCUCCAUCUGGCUUGUGAACACAGCAGCCUCCGGUGCCUGCAGGAGUUGUUGGAGGGAAAUCCAGCCACACUGGAUCUCGAGGCCCGGAAUUUCGAGGGUUUUACCCCGUUGCAUUUAGCUGUUGCAUCUUUAAAUCGUGACAUUGUUCUUGCUUUGCUGGAUCACGGGGCAGAUGUAGAUGCUGUGGAUAUAAAGAGUGGCCGAUCUCCACUACUUCAUGCUGUGGAGAACAAUAAUUUGGAUAUGGUGGAGUUGUUGCUACAGCAUGGCGCCAAUGUGAAUGCCCAAUCCUACGGGGGCAAUACAGCCCUCCACACAGCUAGCGGAAGGGGCCUGUUGGACAUGCUGCGGCUUCUGGUGAGGAACGGGGCGGACGGCAGCCUGAAAAAUUACCACAACGACACUGCCUUGACGAUAGCAAAGAACAAAAGGGUGAUUGACAUCCUGAAAGGAAAAGCUGUCCGGCCUAUCCCACACCCCGAAAACAGCCAUGAUGGAUCGUCCCCCACAGUCAGCGCUGGCAGCUCUCCAGGCCUUCGGACCCACAGCCACGUGCUCCACGCUUCACCUGACUCCUGCUCCACCAUCCCCAGCCCUGAUCACACGCCAAAGCCUCACAUAGCAGGCCACUCGCCCAACACAACCACUCUGAGGCCAGAAAGCAUUAUCGUGACGAAUGGACCUUCAACCUCUGCCCCGUUGCCUGGCGUGGAACUGGACAGAAGUUCCCAUUCAUCCACCCUAGAGCAGCCGAUGGGCUUUCCAAGAUCCUCCCAGGUUCUCCACCCCGAGAACAUGACCGAUCCUGCCUUUCACACUGCCCUGUACCCCUUUUCUCCUUCCAGCCCUCACGUCUCCUCCCAUCCUCUCCAGUUGCUUCCGAUAGGCCUGAACCAUCCGGUAGUAUCCAUGCCGCCAAGAACCCUGGCCAGUCGGAUGUCCAUGAGGUACCCAGGGAUGGACCAGUCACAAAGACUACUGGACUUGGAAGGCCAGGCGGUUCUUGGCUGCGAAGGGCAGUGGCUCCACAGCAGUGACGGUGGCCCUGGGGCCAGCUGACGAGAGGAAGUCCAGAGGCCUCCAGCAGCUUUGUGGGGCAGGAUGAUUUCUCAAGGGCCAUUUCACAAGGCAGAAGAAUGAGUCAAGGCGUUGCUGCCGCCGUGGGUUUCCAGCCUGACAUUUCUUCACGUUUGCUGCAGACUUGAAACUACCUUCCUUUUCAAAUUGACAUGUAGCAGAGCCCAGCACACUGAGAAUAUUAUCCACUGAAUAUAACUCCGCAUUGGCAACAGGGAGGGCAUCCGGCCAGUAAAAACUCAGCUCCAUUCAGUUGCCCAGAAUCUACCCCGCAAGGGAUUAUGGGGUUGUUAAAAGAUGAUGAUGUAGCAGAGCCCAGCCAGCCUGAGAUGACCCUUCAGGCGUCAAAAAAAAAAAAAAAAUCAACAGUGACCUUCUUGAUCCAGCGAUAUCUCCCUCUCUCCCAAUUUCUUUGAAUGUACCUCACACCACUAUCUGAGCAGAAUCUGGGUUGGACCAAUUUGGGGGUGAGUGAUGGCUCAGCGGUUAAAGACACAAGAGUUUGUCAGCUGAAAAAAAAACUGAGGGGUUCGAGACCUGCGCUCCAUACUACAGGGGUGAGUUCCUGUUCCUUGCUCCAGCUCCUGCCCACCUAGCCGUUCGAAAGCGUGCAAAUGCGAGUAGAUAAAUAGGUACCACUCCGGUGGGAAAAUAACAGCCUUCCAUGCACCUUUGUCGUUAUAGCUAUGCUGGCCCCGUGGCCAUGGAAAAUGUCUUCGGACAAUCCUGGUUCGCUCGGCCAAGAAACAGAGCUGGGCACCGUGCCCGAGAGUCAGACACGAAAUCUUUACCUUUUGUUCAGGGAUCAUGUUUUAGCUCCAAGGAAGAGGAGCUGUGAAAACUCAAAAUCCAAAGCCCAAUCCACUCCUCUAAGCUGAGGGCCGAAGGUGACUUUUUGACACAAUGCUGGAAGCGACGCUCGAGUGGGGUAAAAAAAAAGCAUCCAUUUGAACCAAUGGUGUUCUUUGUAUUUAAUAGGCAUUAAUUUAACUUGAGUGAAGUUAAUAUGGUCGCUCUGUGUGUAUUUAAGCCUUGUGGCUGUGUAUUGUGUUAGGGAUUGCAAUAUGAUGAUGGCACCUUCUUUGGGGUUUUGGGGGGUCUUGUUUACAGGUUGAAUUGUGUGCAGCGACAUGUGCAGGUGGGAUGAAGGAGGGUUGGAAGCCAUGAGGCUCUUCCCCAAGGCACCCCCAAAUCGCAGGAGUGUGCACAGGUAGUCCUCGAUGUAUGACUGCAAUUGAGCCCAAA